Gregarina niphandrodes is the source of this 801-nucleotide messenger RNA. RefSeq names its product putative SON protein. The transcript is spliced from 2 exons. Bases 1 to 801 code for a protein of 266 amino acids. The record is from RefSeq and is a predicted model, not a curated record. Lineage: Eukaryota; Apicomplexa; Conoidasida; Eugregarinorida; Gregarinidae.
AUGCUGUCGUCGGCGCAUCAUGAAGGCGGCUUGCCUGCGAAUGUGUUGGAGUGCAGUGUAGAGACUCCGCGAGGGUCGAUGCGAGGCUUGCCGGAGGGGUCGCCUAUGUGGGCAAAGAACCACUUGCAGGAGACGGGGAACGUCAAUAUAAUCGAGGAUGAGCUCAUCAAGGGCCAGCUUCUGAAAGCGCCUUCACGUUCCAAGUCGUUCAAGUCGGCUGACCGGAAGACGUCUGAAGAGGAGCGUUUGUACAUGAUGCGGGAGGGAAUCAAACUCGAUUUAGACUCCAAGCAAGACGCGAGUUACGUGAGCCAUUUUGCCAACGGGCUCGGCACUCCGCCUGGCUGCGGCUCUGCCGUGGACACCCCCACCAGUGGCGCGUUACCUGACCCGCUUUCCCGAUCGGUCUCUUAUCCCAACGGCUCCAGUCUCAAGGUCUCCAAUCCCAGGGAGUCUUACCCCAGGGUCUCUUGUCCCAAGGGCUCCAGUCUCAAGGGAUGCAAUCCCAGGGCCUCCUACCCCAGGGUGUCUUGUCCCAAGGGCUCCAGUCUCAAGGUCUCCAAUCCCAGGGCCUCCUACCCCAGGGUGUCUUGUCCCAAGGGCUCCAGUCUCAAGGGAUACAAUCCCAGGGUCUGCUACCCCAGGGUCUCUUGUCCCAAGGGCUCCAGUCCCAAGGCCACCAAUCCCAGGGCCUCCAGCUCCAGGGUCUUUCGUCCCAAGGUUUCCUGUCUCAGGGUCUCCCGUCUCAAGGUCUGGGCCGCCAGUCUCAAGGUCUCCAGUCUCAAGGUCUCCAGUCUUUGA